GUUGGUCUUCGGCAGCUAGAUAUGUCGUUACUGUGUCAGCUGUACUCCCUGUAUGAAUCAAUUCAAGAAUAUAAAGGUGCCUGCCAAGCUGACUCUAAUGCGGACUGCACAUACGCUCUGGAAAAUGGAUUUUUUGAUGAAGAGGAGGAGUACUUCUAGAAGCAGGAAGAUUCACCUCCAGGCCGACCGAGGUUCUUCUGUCCUUCUCUCCGUGUAACACACCUCAGCAAGAACGACUGGAAUCUGUAUGGAUCUGCGAGGAGGAACAUGCAGCUACCCUGA
Molecule: messenger RNA, 282 nt
Organism: Pterocles gutturalis (yellow-throated sandgrouse)
Lineage: Eukaryota; Metazoa; Chordata; Aves; Pterocliformes; Pteroclidae
Product: protein FAM89A-like
Exons: 1
Source: RefSeq, a predicted model, not a curated record